Paramisgurnus dabryanus is the source of this 1413-nucleotide messenger RNA. NCBI's taxonomy places the organism in Eukaryota, Metazoa, Chordata, Actinopteri, Cypriniformes, Cobitidae. The record is from RefSeq and is a predicted model, not a curated record.
CGCCAAAAAAGUUCAUCACAGUAGAAACGCAACGCGGCGCCUUCACCCUGUGUGAAUGAACCCAGAGCUGGCGAUGCCUGGAUUUGAUUUUCCAGCUAUUUUUAUUGUUUAAUCCGUGAAUGGCGCCUAAACAGGACCCUAAACCUAAAUUUCAAGAAGGUGAACGAGUGCUGUGCUUUCAUGGGCCAUUGCUAUACGAAGCUAAGUGUGUAAAAAUCAAUAUUAAGGAUAAACAAGUGAAAUACUUUAUUCAUUACAGUGGAUGGAAUAAAAACUGGGACGAAUGGGUUCCUGAAAGCCGUGUGCUUAAAUAUGUGGACAGUAACCUGCAGAAACAGAAAGAGCUUCAGAAGGCAAAUCAAGACCAUUAUGUUGAGGGAAGGAUGAGGGGUGUCGCACCAAGCAAGAAGAUCGCUGCUGUGCAGCAAAAAAAUGUAGAUGUAAAAACAAAAAAGAACAAGCAAAAGACACCGGGAGCUGGAGAAGGUCCCAGCACUGGGGAUAUGCCUCACCCCCCACGCAAGAAGAGGGCACGUGUGGACCCAACUGUGGAGAGUGAGGAGACCUUUAUUAACAGGGUAGAAGUGAAGGUAAAAAUUCCUGAGGAGUUAAAACCGUGGCUGGUAGAUGACUGGGACCUGAUCACGAGACAGAAGCAGCUCUUCCACUUGCCGGCAAAAAAGAAUGUUGAUGGUGUCCUGGAAGACUAUGCAAAUUACAAGAAGUCGAGGGGAAACUGUGAUAACAAGGAAUAUGCCGUCAAUGAGGUUGUUGCUGGAGUCCGUGAAUACUUCAAUGUCAUGUUAGGCACUCAGCUACUCUACAAGUUUGAAAGACCACAGUAUGCAGAGAUCCUUGCAAACCAUCCAGACACCUCCAUGUCUCAAAUAUAUGGAGCACCACAUUUGUUGAGACUUUUUGUAAGAAUUGGAGCAAUGCUGGCCUACACACCACUGGAUGAGAAGAGUCUAGCCCUGCUUCUCAGCUAUCUGCAGGACUUUUUAAAGUAUUUGGUGAAAAAUUCAUCGUCUCUAUUCAGCGCAAGUGACUAUGAGGUUGCACCUCCAGAAUACCACCGUAAGGCUGUCUGAAGCCAAAGCCAGUGAGGAUGUUUGGUGCUAUGUUCUGAUCGUCAUUUUUAAAUAUUUUUUUAAAUCCCUUUAUUGGUCUACAAGAUCUCGGUACUUAGCAUCAGACAUUUAAAAAAAACAGAUUCUUUGUUUGUUUAUUUGUACUUUAAGGAUUAUGUCUGGUGUUUCAGAUAAUCUACCAAAAUUCAGGAUUCUCUGGUAGUUGUUCCUAUAUUUUUGGUUAUUGUAAUAUUGAUUAACAGAGCUGGUCAUGUGUUGCUGCAUCAUUUGUGUUUUGUUUGACUUUAAAAACAUGUUUAUCAAUAAAUUGUCCCUCUCAAAA